GGGUUCGUCGCUCUGCCUUCACGUGACGCCUGUCCGUGGCCUCCGCGGCCCUCUCCGCGGCGUGCGCCCCCUUCCGCCUGACGCGCCCCCGGCGGCGGCCGCGCAGCCCUGGCUCCUCGCGGGCUCGGGCGGCGGCUGCGGCGGGGCUAUGGCGAGCGGCGGUGGCGGUGGUAACACCGGCGCGGGUGGGGGCCCGGGGCUGGGCCUGAGCUUCGGCCUGGGCCUGGGUUUGAGCCUGGGCAUGGGUGAGACCACCAGCGAGGCGGAGGAGGAGGCGGCCACGGCCGAGGCGGUGGGACGCCUGGCCACAACGCUGUGGCUGCGGCUCCGCGGUUGGGAGGCGGUGCUGGCGGCAGCGCAGCGGCUGUUGGUGUGGGAGAAGCCGCUGCACAGCCUGGUCACGGCGGCCGCACUCAACGGCCUCUUCUGGUUGCUGUCUUCGUCCUCCCUGCGGCCCUUCUUCCUGCUCAGCAUCUCACUUUUGGCCUAUUUUCUGCUGGAUCUCUGGCAGCCUCGCUUCCUCCCUGACAUCUCAGCAUCAUCUCCAGAGGAGCCACACUCUGACAGUGAGGGUGCGGGGUCAGGCGCCCGGCCGCACCUGCUGAGUGUGCCCGAGUUGUGCAGAUACCUGGCUGAGAGCUGGCUCACCUUCCAGAUUCACCUGCAGGAGCUGCUGCAGUACAAGAGGCAGAAUCCAGCUCAGUUCUGUGCUCGCGUCUGCUCUGGCUGUGCUGUGCUGGCUGUGCUGGGACACUAUGUUCCGGGGAUUAUGAUUUCCUACAUUGUCUUGCUGAGUAUCCUGCUCUGGCCCCUGGUGGUUUAUCACGAACUGAUCCAGAGGAUGUACACUCGCCUGGAGCCCCUGCUCAUGCAGCUGGACUACAGCAUGAAGGCGGAAGCUGACGCCCUGCAUCACAAACACGACAAAAGGAAGCGGCAGGGGAAGAAUGUACCCCUCGGAGGUGAUGAGCCACUGGCAGAGACAGAGAGUGAGAGUGAGGCAGAACUGGCUGGCUUCUCCCCAGUGGUGGAUGUGAAGAAGACAGCACUGGCUUUGGCCAUUACAGACUCAGAGCUGUCAGAUGAGGAGGCUUCUAUUUUGGAAAGCGGUGGCUUCUCUGUAUCCCGGGCAACAACUCCACAACUAACUGACGUGUCAGAGGAUUUGGACCAGCAGAGCCUGCCAAGUGAGCCAGAGGAGGCCCUGAGUCGGGAGCUGGGGGAGGGAGAAGAGACAGACCUGGCCCCUCCGGAAGACCUGCUGGGCCCCGCUCAGACCCUCUCAAGGCAAGAUCUGGACUUGGAGGAGGAAGAAGAUGUGGCAUCCAAGGAAACCUUGCUUCGGCUCUCAUCCCCCCUUCACUUUGUGAACACGCACUUCAAUGGGGCAGGGUCUCCCACAGAUGGAGUGAUGCUCUCCCCUGGAGGACCAGUGGAGACACUGAGCCCAGAGGCAGUGAGUGGUGACCUCACCACUCCACCCAGCACCCUGUCACCCCUACUUUGCCUUGCUGAAAGUGACCGUGUCCCUUCCCCCUCAGUACUACCCCCUCUGCCCCAGGACUCACCCCAGCCCCUGCCUGCCCCCGAGGAAGAAGAGGCACUCACCACUGAGGACUUUGAGUUGCUGGAUCAGGGGGAGCUGGAGCAGCUGAAUGCAGAUCUGGGGUUGGGGCCAAAGACAUCCCCAGAGCCCCCUGAUGCUCCACCCCUAGGGCCCGAUACCCCGUCUCUGGUACAGUCAGACCAAGAGGCUCAGGCCAUGGCAGAGCCAUGAGCCACGGGGGAAAGAGUUGCAGGCACAGUAAGGCUUCCUGGCUAGGGAUGUCACUGUUUCCUCCUUUCCCUAUUACCCUCGGGGGGAGCAGUACGUGGGGAAGCUGGCUAUCAGAUGGAGCCAGUCCACCCUCCACCUGCCUGCCUGCCUGCUGUCCCGGGCCUGGUACAGUACCUGGGAUGGGUUUUAAGUUUGUAAAUAACUUUACAUCUGGGUUAGUGGAUGUGAACAGGGCUAGGGGAGUCCUUCCCCCUUGCCUCCCUGCCUCAACUCUAGUUUCAUUCCACGAUGCCCCAAGCCCUGGUGGUCUGUCCCUUUCUUUUUUCUCCUAUCCUCAGGGACCUGUGCUGCUCUGUCCUCGUGUCCCACUUGGUUGUUUAGUUCAGGCACUUUAUCAUUUUCUUCUCCUGUCCCACACUCCUCUGCUUUAUUUCCCUGCUGUGUCCUGUCCUUAGCAGCUCAAUGCCCACUCUUUGCCAGCUCCUCCUUCCCAGCAGGCCCCAGCUGAGCUUCAGGGAGGCUCCUGUCUGGGAGAUACAGACGAAACCUGGGGUGGUGGGUCAGGUCAGUAGUUACGCACUUAGGUCACUGUAGCCUGUGUAACCUCUGCUGCACCCUUGCCCUAGUUCAUCCUGGCCUUUCCCAAUACAGGAUGAAAGCAGGGAUCCCACAGCACAUGCGCCAGCACUGCGUUAGUGAGCAGGAGCUCUGUCUUGUGAGGCAAGGGGCUUUCUUAGGGAGGAAUAAGACCUGCUUCUCUGGGCCAUGGUCCAAGUGUGGGACCCCCUACUAGGGUCAGGAAGUGGACAGUAACAUCUGUGCAGGUGUUGACUGGAAAAAUAAAGUGUUGAUGGCUA
Molecule: messenger RNA, 2634 nt
Organism: Hippopotamus amphibius kiboko
Lineage: Eukaryota; Metazoa; Chordata; Mammalia; Artiodactyla; Hippopotamidae
Gene: RETREG2
Product: reticulophagy regulator family member 2
Exons: 9
Coding region: 149-1777 (542 amino acids)
Source: RefSeq, a predicted model, not a curated record